Molecule: messenger RNA, 1560 nt
Organism: Botrytis cinerea B05.10
Lineage: Eukaryota; Fungi; Ascomycota; Leotiomycetes; Helotiales; Sclerotiniaceae
Exons: 4
Coding region: 45-1517 (490 amino acids)
Molecular function (GO): oxidoreductase activity, acting on paired donors, with incorporation or reduction of molecular oxygen; iron ion binding; monooxygenase activity
Source: RefSeq, a predicted model, not a curated record
AAUCAAAAGUUACAACCUUCUCUUCUGAUCUGGCCCAGCCCAACAUGGCGUUCUCUGUCUGGUUUCAAUCUUCUAGUAUAGCGCAAAUAGCUUUCGUUUUCAUCUGUUUGGCGUUCUCUGUCAAAAUCAUUUAUCGAGCAUAUCUCACACCUCUACGCAAGAUUCCCGGCCCAUGGUAUGCGCGAUUCACCCAUCUCGUUCUUAAGUACUAUGUAAUCACCGGGCAUCGCUUGCACUAUAUCCAUUACCUCCAUCAGACCUAUGGGCACAUAGUCCUCAUUGCUCCAACCGAAGUAUCAUGUUCUUCAAUUCCUUCUUUCAAAACAAUCCACCGUAUCUCUAAGCCCUUUCUCAAAUCUCCUUGGUAUCAAACCUUCGUGUCUGAACCGGCAGGUGUUUUUAGUAUGAUUGAUUCGAAAGAACAUGGUAUCCGUCGCAAAUUGUUUGCGCAUUCUUUCAGUAAGAGCUCUUUGAGAACAAAUUGGGAGAAUGAUGUCAGACAAAAGGUAAGCAUGGCGGUGAAGAAAAUUAAAAGAGAUGCUUUGAUAGGAGAAGUGGACAUCUUGAAAUUCUUCAUAUUCAUGGCUACAGAUGUCAUAGGGCAUCUCAGUUUUGGAAAGAGUUUUGGAACACUAGAAAAGGAACGGAAAACUCAAUACAUCGAAGAUCUAGAACGUGUAAGCGUAGUAGCCGGUAUUAGCGCUGAAUUUCCGUUACUUUUCAAAAUUGGGAAGAUGACACAUCUUUCUUUUUUUCAAACUCCCGAAGAUCGAUUAAAUGAGUAUGGAUCAUUAGCUGUCCUGAAUGCAAAAUCAGAGAGUGGUACUGCUCAUAAUAUAUUCCACAAGAUAGUCACCGAAGGGAAAUCGAAGAAUGCGGAUGCACCACUUUCAGAUUUGGACAUUCAACAGGAGGCCACAAAUUCCAUAGUAGCGGGGACUGACACGACUGCUACUACACUCACAUAUCUGGUCUACAACAUUUUGAAAUAUCCUGAAUUGCAGAGACAACUAGAAGAUGAGGUUGGCACUUUAGGUGAUGAUUUUGAAUCUAAGGAUGUGGAGGAAUUGCCGUUGUUAAAUGCGGUUAUUGAUGAAGGGUUAAGGCUAUGGGGAGCAGCGCCCUCAAGUCUCCCUAGAAUGGUUCCUCGAGAAGGUGCUGAGUUAGAUGGAUACUUUCUCCCUGGAUCCAUAACAGUUUCUACGCAGGCUUACACAAUCCAUCGCGACCCGGAAAUCUUCCCUGAACCUGAAAGGUUUGACCCUCAGCGCUGGCUUGGUCCCAAAUCAGAUGAUUUCAAAACAGCAAACCAUCCCUUUGGUGCAGGAGUACGCACCUGUCUCGGUAUUCAUUUGGCGAAAAUGGAAAUGCAUUUAGCUCUCGCUUUAAUUUUCAGGGAGUGCAAAGGAAUGAGAAUUGCCUCGAGCCAAGAUGAUAGUGGAAUGGAGAUGGAAAAUUUCUUUUUGAUUGCACCCAAGGGACACAAGUGUAUGGUUACUAUGAGAGACGGAUUUUAGAAAGUGGGUCAGAAAUUAUUGAUAAGGAGAUCAUGAGAUUGUA